AGCAAAAAUCAUCAUCAUUAUCAUCGUUAUCAGCAUCAUCGUCGUCGUGAUCGACUUAUCAAAAACGAUGAGCUAGCUAAAAGCAUGGGAGUGACGAAGAAGAGGGCGUCUCGAGACCUGAUGGCCCUCUGGCUCCUUCUCCUUCUAACAAUCGAUCCGGUAGUCCUCAAGGAAGAUUUACCAAUCGUGUUGAACCUUGCUGUGCCGACUAGCAGCACUUUCAUUGCUACAACGUCCUCGCCACGCAACAGUUACCGCAAUAAUGAAGAAUUCAAAUUCACCUCGCAACACUACAAUGCUAACAUACCCGAAAAUUCGAUGGGUAAAACGUACGUGGUACCCGACGAUAAGAUGGGUAUACAGCUACGCAGGAAUCAACAUCUCGAGGAAAUAAAAUACCGUAUAGUGUUGGGUGACAAGGAAAAGUUCUUCAAAGCUGAGGAGCGCGUUGUCGGUGAUUUUUGCUUUCUUCAACUUCGCACUCGCACCGGUAACGUCGACGUUCUCAAUCGUGAGAGAAAGGAUCUUUACAAUUUGGAAAUACGCGCCACUGCCAGAAAAUAUGAUUCGAAGAAUCGUAUAAGUUUGCUAGAGACGCAAACAACAGUUGCGGUAAUGAUUACUGACACCAACGAUCUCAAUCCGUUGUUCUAUCCGACAGUUUACGAAAUCAAUAUUCCCGAGGAUACACAGAUUCAUCGGAGUAUCGUUAAGGUCACAGCCGAGGAUGCCGAUCUCGGUCGAAAUGGAGAGAUAUAUUAUAGUUUUGCCGACAAGAACCAGCAGUUUGCUGUACAUCCUGUCAGUGGGGUUGUCACCCUUACUAGGCCACUCAGGUACAUUGAGCGUCCAAUGUACGAGCUGACGGUGCUGGCACGCGACAGGGGCGCGCGCUACCGCAGCAGUCCAAAAGCGAGCAGUGCCCGCUUGACAAUCCACGUACGCCAGGUGAACCUGCACGCGCCUGAGAUUACGAUACGUCCUUUACCGGAAAUCAUGGAAAAUUCGAAUGCCGAUACGUACGCGAUCGUUCGUGUGGUCGAUCGCGAUGAAGGUAUUCACGGCGAGAUCGCUAGGUUGGACAUUAUAGCCGGCGAUCCAGACGGUCAUUUUCGAAUUCGACCUAACGAUAUACCCGGCGAGUACUGUAUUCAAGUACUCAAAUUAUUAGAUCGCGAGACAGCACCACAAGGAUAUAAUCUGACUUUGAAAGCAUUGGACAAAGGUACACCAACGAGGUUUAGUUACAAGUCUGUGGCUGUACAUCUGGCGGAUUUAAAUGACAAUGCGCCAAUCUUCAGUCGUGAGAUUUACGAAGUAAAGGUUCCGGAAACUACGCCGAUCAAUAGUCCCGUGAUAAGACUGAAAGUUACCGAUGCCGAUGAAGGGAAGAACGCUCUGGUCUUUUUGGAAAUCGUUGGGGGCAACAAAGGUGGCGAGUUUUAUGUCAAUGCUGAUACUGGAAUGCUGUACACCGCGGUAAAUCUAGACUUCGAGAAGAAGGCUUUUUACACAUUGACCGUAUCGGCGGUGGAUCAGGGUAACAUUGGCACAAGGAAACAGUCAUCGGCGAAAGUAAAAAUUUACGUGAUAGAUACCAACGAUAAUGAUCCUGAAUUCGAACGAUCCGAAAUGUUAUUGUAUUUGGAUGAGAACGAACCUGCAGGUACGUCGGUUGUGAAAGUCGUGGCGAGAGACAAGGAUUCCGGCGAGAAUGCUUACAUAUCCUAUAGCAUUGACAAUAUUAAGAAAGUGCCCUUCGAAAUCGACCAUUUUUCGGGAAUUGUACGUACCAAGCAACUGUUAGACUACGAGACUAUGAAGAAAGAAUACUUGUUACGAGUGAGAGCAAAUGAUUGGGGAUUGCCGUAUAGAAGACAAAGCGAGAUGCAAUUAAAAAUCAAAUUGAAGAAUGUCAACGACAAUAGGCCACAAUUUGAAAAGAUCGACUGUGUUGGACACGUCAGCAGAUUCGUGCCUGUAGGUACGGAAAUCAUCACGGUAUCGGCAAUCGAUUUUGAUGCUGGUAACAUCAUCAGUUACCGCAUCGCAUCAGGCAACGAUGAUGGAUGUUUCUCACUGGACAUGACCAGUGGUGUACUGUCGGUUGCCUGCGACUUAUCCGAUCUAAAAAGUUCCGAGCGCGUAGUCAACGUAACAGCAACCGAUGGUACGCACUUCGCCGACGUCAACUCAUUAAGAAUUAAUUUGGUAAACGUGAAGAGAAGCACGCAAACGAAGAUUUUGGCUGAUGAAACCGGUUCGUUCGAAUGUCGCGAUACUGGAGUAGCGAGAAGAUUGACCGAAGCGAUCGCCGCUGCCGAAAAGAGCAACAUGCCAUCAAGAGAUGACGAGUACACAAUGAUGCCAAGUCGAUAUGGCGAGAACGUACAUUCACCCGAAUUUGUCGAGUUCCCUAACGAGAUACGUGUCAACGAAUCCGCACCGAUUGGUUUUGUACUGGCGAGACUUGUUGCUCGUGAUCGUGAUCUUGGCUAUAAUGGUAAACUUGUAUUCGGAAUAUCGGCUGGUGAUAGUGACUCAGUUCUUGGCGUUGACCCGGAUAAAGGAGAAUUGCGACUUAUUGGGCAUCUGGAUAGAGAAAGGGAAAGUGAGUAUUUCUUAAACAUCACGGUUUACGAUCUUGGCAAACCUCAAAAAUCAGCCUCGAGAAUGCUUGCUGUUACCGUUAUUGAUGUCAACGAUAACGCACCCAAGUUCGAGAAAGCUUUGGCGAGUUAUCGAAUCUCCGAAAAUACACUCAAUGGGACAAUUAUAUUCCGAGCGAAUGCCACUGAUGCCGAUUUGGGUGAUAAUGCAAAGAUCACUUACUCACUGGUUACCGACACCAAUGAUUUCAAAGUCGACCGAAGCGUAGGUGUAUUAACAGUGUUUGGAAGACUAGAUCGCGAGAGACAAGCAUCGUACGAGUUGAGGAUACGCGCAACUGAUAAAGGUGGUGGAAAUCAAGGCGAACCUAACUUGGAUAGUCCCGCGCUGUAUUCCGAGGCUUUGGUGAGGAUAUUCAUCGACGACGUUAAUGAUAAUGCACCAAAAUUCGCUCUCACAAGCUACACUGUCAAAGUACGCGAGGAUGUGCCUGUCUGGAGUGUCGUAGCAAUCGUGGAAGCAACUGAUCCUGACGACGGCCCUGCCGGCAUCGUGGAGUAUAGUUUUUCUGAUGAGACCGAGAAUGAAAAUUUCUUCAAUAUCGACAAGCAAUCUGGUACAGUUAGAACGUCGCAGAAACUUGACUUCGAAGAACGACAAGUACAUACCCUUACGAUCAUCGCUCACGAUAAAGGCGAACCAAAACUUAGCUCUGAAACUAUACUUAUCAUCGAAGUUGUUGACGACAACGAGAAUCUCAAUACGCCGGUGUUUGCCGACUUUGUCGUGGCUGCUAGUGUUGCUGAGAAUCAAGCUAUUGGUACGCACGUGACGCAAGUUAAGGCUAAAGAUGCUGAUCCACCGGGUGGUGACUCCAGGAUUGGAUACAGUAUUCGAGGUGGAGAUGGUGUUGGACUGUUUAGCAUUGAUGAUGAAGGAAACAUCAAGACCAAAGCGAUACUGGACGUAGAGGCCAAAAGCGGUUACUGGCUGACCGUUUAUGCACAGGAUCACGGCGUUGUUCCGCUCAGCUCCAAACUGCAGGUGUACGUGGAGGUACUAGAUGAGAACGACAACAUACCGCUGACCGAGCAGCCGGUUUACUAUCCAUCCGUGCUUGAAAAUUCGCCGGCCGGUAUUAGUGUGCUUCAACUUCGUGCUUUCGACAAAGAUGUUACGCAGCAGGAUUUCACUUAUUCCAUCAGUAGUGGCAACGCCGAGGGUUACUUUCUUAUCAAUUCAUCCAGUGGCUUAAUAACGACAAGCGGUCGCAAGCUGGACCGAGAAAAUCAGGCCGAGCACAUACUCGAGGUGACGGUGAAAGACGAUGGUAGACCAGCGUUGUCGUCGACGUCGCGGAUCGUGGUUCAAGUGGAGGAUAUAAACGACCACGGACCGGAGUUCGAAGCCAAGUUCUACAUUGUUCAUAUUCCAGCCACACUGUCCCUUGAUAAACCUCUUUUCCAGCAAAGAUCCGGCGGUGGUGACAGAGAUCAACGAGUCGAGUCGGAGCUCGCGGUUGACGCUCUGCUCGAAAACGGCACCUGGGAAAGCUUCCCUCCUGAUAGUAUCUCGGGCAAGCGUGUCUUCAGGGCACUGGCGCACGACAAAGACAUCGGUAAAAAUGGGCAAAUCCAGUAUAGCAUCAAGAGCGGUAAAGGUAAAGGCAAGUUUAAAAUUCAUCCGCACACCGGCAUGGUCUACUCGCAAAAAGGUGGUUUCGAGGUUGGGCAAGAUUUUGAUAUGAUCAUACGGGCAUCGGAUGAGGGAGAACCGCCACGCAGCCAUCAAGCGAGAAUUUCAGUACAGGUAGUGGAAACACCCAAAGAAUCGGCGAAUCCUCCCGUCUUCAAGAGUGUCAACCAAAGUGUUGAGGUGACGGAGAGCGAUAACGUCGGCUUUUUUGUCGCUCUCAUGCAGGCAAGCGAUAAAGACGGCGAUACACUUUGGUACGAUAUCGUCGACGGUGAUCCAAGAGACGAGUUUGUGAUUGGCCGUGACAACGGCAACAUCCUGUUAGCGCGCCAGCUUGAUUGGGAGACACAAAGUUCGUAUAACUUGACGAUCAGCGUGACCGACGGAGUGAACGUGGCAUACACCCAACUGUUCGUCAAAGUAAUCGAUAUCAACGACCACCGGCCGGAAUUCAGCGAGUCGGUUUACCGCGUCGAGAUCUCUGAGAACGUGGUCGAGAAGGGUGAAACUGUUCUUCAACUUCACGCUCAAGAUCUCGAUCAAGACAAACGGGUAUUUUACUCAUUGCACAAUGCGCAAAACCAAGCGAGUCUGGAAAUCUUCAACGUCGACUCGUUGACUGGCACGAUAACGUUGAAUCGAGCUCUGGAUAGAGAAACAAUCGAGGAACACGUAUUGACAGUGAUGGUGAAAGACCAAGGAACUCCGCCUAAGAGGAAUUACGCGCGUGUACUGGUAACCGUGCAUGAUCACAACGAUCACACGCCAAUGUUCAUCAGCGAGAUCAUCCAGGGCAAAGUAUUCGAGACCUCGGCCGUUGGCACGGCUGUUGUGCAGGUAAUAGCGAUUGAUCACGAUCGCGGUGAGAACGCAGAAAUAACCUACGCGAUAACCUCAGGAAACGUGGGUAACGUCUUCUCGAUAGACUCCGAGCUCGGCGUCAUCCGCGUAGCUCGUGAACUCGACUUGACCACAUCGUCGGAAUAUAUCCUACUUGUGAAAGCAUCCGACCACGGCUCACCAGCGCUGUCGACGAGCAUACCGGUGCACGUGAUGGUAACUAUGGCGGAUAAUGCGCCACCACGCUUCGUUAAGAGCAAUGGCGAAUUGGCUGCCGAGAUCUACGAGAACGAGGAGGCUGGUAGUUUUGUUAAGCACGUCGAGGCACGAUCCACCUCCUCCCUGCAGUAUGAAAUUAUCUUAGGCAAUGUGGGCGACGUGUUCUUUGUCAAUCCCAGUACCGGGCUCAUCAGCACACAAGAGGAACUCGAUUACGAGACUCUUAAGUUUUAUAAUUUGACUAUUUCUGCGACUAAUAUGGCUGGAUCUACUGCACAGUGUAAUGUUAUUGUUCACGUGCUUGACAGAAACGACAAUGCGCCGCACUUUAUGCAAGCUGUUUACGCCGGACAGGUGAGUGAAGCAGCAAGUAUCGGCUCGUUAGUUUUUAGCGCUAACAGCACAAGCUCACCGUUGGUAAUUAAAGCCGAGGACGCAGACUCAGAGUUGAACGCAUUACUUAAUUAUGACAUCGUUGAGGAACUACCGCGCAAAUUUUUCCAUAUAGAUUCGAGUACCGGAGCUAUACGCACGGUCAUGCUACUCGACCACGAGACUAUACCCGAAUUUCAGUUUCGCGUCAAAGUCUCAGAUCUUGGAAAACCUAAACUUUCGUUCGAGAGCACUGCUAAGGUCAUCAUUACCGUUGGAGAUAUCAAUGACUGCCCGCCAAAAUUUCUACAAUCCGAGUAUAAUACUACGGUACUGCUACCUACUUGGAAAAAUGUCGCGGUCGUGAAAGUCGAGGCUUACGAUCCCGACACUACCAAUACCUUGUCUAACCAAUCGGCCUUGAGGUACGAUAUAAUCGACGGAAAUCAAGGCCAAACGUUUCACGUAGAUCCUCAAAAUGGCACAUUAAUAAUCAACAAUUCAGACCACAUGCGGAAAAACUAUCAACUACAAGUUCGAGUAUCUGAUGGAAAGUAUUCAAGCAUAGCACAAAUCAACAUCAAAGUCGAAAAAUCCGAAAGUUCCGGUUUGAUUUUCCAUAAAGAUGUGUACGAGGGGACCGUGCUUGAAAACUCCACAAAAAUCACAACAGUGACAGUCCUCAAUGUCCUCGGUACAGCAUUGAACGAGUACAUCAUUUUUACGAUCCUAAAUCCAACGGAAUUGUUUGUGAUUGGUCCAACUUCGGGCGUAAUCAGUACUACAGGGAUACGAUUCGACAGGGAAGCCUGUGACAAAUAUCAGCUCAUAGUCGAAGCUAAAAGUCGAAUGCCUAAACAGAGGGUUGCCCAUACUAUUGUCAAUGUGACCGUACUUGAUAUCAAUGACAAUUGUCCUAUUUUCGUUAAUUUGCCGUAUUAUGCCAUCGUGUCGGUUGACGCGCAGAAAGGAGAAAUUAUCAUGAAGGUUCAUGCUGUGGAUUUGGAUAGCGGUGAUAACGGAGAAGUCAGAUACGAGCUGAAAAAAGGCCACGGGGAGUUGUUUAAAGUUUGCCGAAAGACAGGUGAAAUAUCAUUGAAGCAGAAUCUCGAGGGACAUAAUCGCGAAUAUCAAUUGAUGAUAGCUGCUUACGAUGGAGGAAUAAGUCCAUGUUCGGUGGAAGUGCCGGUGAACCUUAAAGUGAUCGACCGCUCGAUGCCGGUGUUCGACAAACAAUUUUACACGGAUAGCGUGCUCGAGAGCAUCGAGGUUCACUCACCCCUUUCGUUGUCCAUCCAGGCGAAGUCGCCGUUGAAUAGGAAACUCAUUUACAGCAUCACCAGGGGCAAUGACUUUGAGGAAUUCGCACUCGACUUCAAUACUGCUCUCAACGGUAACAAUGGCCCCUGUGUGAUCUACGUGGUGGACGAACUCGACUAUGAACAGAAGAAGCAAUACGACUUGACGAUACGCGCCACAGACAGCGUGUCCGGAGUCUACGCAGAAGUACUCGUUUCCAUCUUGGUGCUCGAUGUCAACGAUUGUCCCCCGGAAUUCAGUCAAGACUCUUACAACAUCUCCGUGUCGGAGGCAGCACUUUUUGGCACUGAACUGUUGCGGUUAUCCGCGCGUGACAAUGAUACAGGCAUCAACAAACAAAUUCGUUAUGCUAUUGAGAACAAGACUGCGGAAGAAUACAGCGAAAAUAACUUUGAUUUAUUCCACGUCGAUCCGGAAGAAGGAAUUGUGUACUUGAAAAGACCGUUGGAUCACGAGACAGCAAACUCGCAUCAUUUCACCGUUGUUGCAACUGAUCGAGGUGUACCAAGUUUAUCGAGCACAACGCAUGUAUGGUUAAGUGUAAUUGACAUGAACGACAAUCCUCCGAAAUUUGAGCAAUCGUCCUACAGUUGUUUUUUGUCCGAGGAAGCCGAAAGAGGCCAAUUCGUGACUGUACUCUCGGGGUCGGAUCCAGACUUGUUCGAUGACAAACUUACGUACACAAUCGUCGGUGGCAAUAAUCAACAGACUUACAGUAUCGAUCAAUCGACCGGUAUAAUCAAUCUUAUUAACAUGCAGAACUUCGCAGAUGAGAAAAUGAGUAUACUUAAUGUCUCGGUAAGCGAUGGUGUAUAUACAAGUUUUGCCAGAGUUAAGAUUGAGAUUCUACCAGCGAACAAAUAUCCACCGAGAUUUUCAAAUCCUGUAGUUGAGGUAUUUGUGCCCGAGAAUCAACUACCUGGAUGGUUGGUUACCCAUGUUCUUGCUACUGAUAAGGAUUUUGGCGAUUACGGGACUAUUCAAUACUCGAUUACUUCGGACUACCUCAAAGAAUUUUUUGACAUUGAUAAGGAAACUGGAGAUAUAACAACAAAGAAAAUUCUUGAUAGAGAAGUACACAAAUUGUUUGAGAUAAUCGUGAUGGCUACUGAUGGCGGUGGAAAAUCAGGUUUCGUGAUCGUUCGAGUGCGAGUUGCCGAUGAGAACGACAAUACUCCGACUUUCCUUUUAAGAGAGUAUAAGGCUUCUAUCUACGGAAAUUUGUCUGUCAAUGUGCCGUUCAUGAAGGUCAAAGCCGUUGAUGCCGACGAUGGUGAUAACGCCAAAAUCGAGUAUUCAGUGUUCGAGCCACCGAGUUCAAAAAUUAAAAAUGUCUUUGGGGUUAAUCCUAAUAAUGGGGCUAUCUUUCUGAAAGAGAGUGUUAAAACUCAUGAAAACCAAGUGUUCCAACUGUUCAUUCGAGCCCAAGACAAAGGUAUAAAUCCACACCACGUCGACGUGCCAUUGGAUAUUUACGUGAUGGGUCCGGAGGAAAUACCGCCGUUGUUUGAGCGCAAGGAAGACAAAUUUUUCGUUCCCGAAGCGUCGACAAUAGGCACACCGAUCACUCGUUUGAAAACAGUAACUCGCAUCAACAGCACAAUUGCCUGUCGAAUCAUUUCAGCGGGUGAUAACUUUCCCUUCUUAAUCGAUCCGAAGACCUGUCGAGUAACAUUAUCAGUCAUUUUGGACCGAGAAAUCAGGGACAGCUACUUAAUUGGUGUAUUGGCGGAAACAGACUCGAGUCCACCAUUAACUGCAUUAGCAGAGAUUAGCUUGCAAGUGUUGGACGAGAACGAUCAUGCGCCAAAAUUCGAAAGUAAUCCAUACACCGUUGUAGUAGCAGAGAAUAUUGACGAAGGAACGGCAAUUUUAAAAGUUAUCGCUCACGACGAGGAUUUAGGAAGCAAUGGAGAAGUACGUUACUCAUUUGGCUCAGAUAUCGGUGAAUUAGCAAAUGUUUUCACCAUCGACGCUUAUACCGGCUGGAUAUCAAGUCUCGUGCAACUGGACAAAGAAAAACAGCCCGAUUACAAAUUCCAGGUGGUCGCUACCGAUAAUGGAAACCCACGUCACUUUGCACGCACCACCGUGUUUGUUAAAUUGAAAGACUAUAAUGAUCAUCCGUCGUCUUUUGCCAUCGACGACACUGGAUAUCAAGCUGCUGUCAAAGAAGAUGCACUGCCUGGAACUGUUGUCGUUGAGUUGACAACAAUUGAUAAAGAUGUAGAUAUGAAUACUCCGUUUGAUUUUUACAUUGUCUCUGGUGAUCCAAGGUCGCAGUUUGCAAUUAGAUCGACUGGACAGGUUUACGUGGCUAAGGCACUUGAUCGAGAAAUAGUGAAUUCUUAUGAGUUGACCGUUUUUGGCACUGAUGGAAAGUUUGUUUUCGAAACUAAAGUUACUGUUCAUAUUCUCGACGUCAACGACAAUCCUCCAUACUGCCUAAAGUAUCGCUAUCGUGAAAUCCUGUCAGAAGGUUCUCAUCCAGGUAGCUACGUUCUGUCAGUCCUCGCAACAGACUACGAUGACGAACCAAAUGCUAAACUACGUUUCUAUCUAACCGGAGAGAAAAACGAAAAGUUCUCUCUUGACAAAGAAACCGGCGUUUUAAAGACCGCAGGUCAGCUCGAUCGUGAAAGUCAGGCUAAAUACGUACUAACCGCUCAUGUGCAAGACCGAGACAAGCCAUCAUGGGAAUGUUCUUCACAACUAGAAAUUUUCAUUUCCGAUCUAAAUGACAAUGCGCCAAAAUUUAGUAUGCAGGCAUACAGUGUGAUGCUACCGGAGGAUGUGGAAAUUGGUACACUUGUUACUAAAGUUCACGCAACAGAUGAUGAUAUCGGUAUCAAUCGGAAAAUUCGGUAUGAGUUCAUCGAUUCGGCUAACGAUCACUUUAUCAUCGCCCAGGAUAGUGGCAUCGUAACUCUGGCCAAACCUUUAGAUCGGGAGACAAAAGCAUUGUACAACGUAAGCAUUCAAGCUUCUGAUCAAGGAAUACCUCAACUGUCUACCACAACUUAUCUGGUAGUUCAUGUACAAGACAUCAACGACAAUCCGCCAGAGUUUACGUCUAAAUACUAUUUUGCUCAAGUCCCAGAGAUUGAUGCCGUGGGCACUGAAGUAGCUCGGGUUUUGGCUACAUCUAAAGACACGGGUAUAAACGCAGAAGUAUACUACUCGAUUGUUGGUGGUAACGAACAUAAGAAAUUCCAGAUAGACUUAAAAUCCGGUGCGGUAUCGAUUGCCGAACAACUCGACUACGAACGAGCCAAAGAAUACUUCCUAACAAUUCAGGCAAUAGACGGUGGAAUACCACCACUGUCAAAUCAUGCUACAGUCAAUAUCACAGUUCUUGACAGCAACGAUAAUGCACCAAUGUUUAGUCAAUCGUCAUAUCGAGCUUCAAUUCGCGAAGACGCAAAACCAGGCGAAAAAAUCAUUCAACUUUUUGCUAAUGAUCUCGACAGCAAUGAGAACGGCCAAGUGACUUAUGCCAUCGAGCGAGGUGAUCGAUUAAAGCAAUUUUCCAUUGACAAAAAUACUGGUCAAAUCUCCGUAGCCAGUAGUCUUGAUCGAGAAACGAUCGCCACUUAUGCACUCGAAGUACACACACGCGACAAUGGCAUUCCAACGAUGUCAAAUUACGUGAUCGUUAACGUUGAGAUUCUCGAUGCAAAUGAUAAUCCACCGUUGUUCUCUCAAACCAAUUAUAGUACUGUCGUACAAGAAGAUAAACCACUCGGUUAUACUGUUCUUCAGUUUACAGUAACCGACGCCGACGCAGAACCAAAUGCAGAUCCUUACACCUUUGACUUCAGAUCGGGUAACGAAGGCGAUGCUUUUAGAUUAGAGCAAGACGGUACUUUACGCACUGCCACGAAAUUUAGUAACAGGGUCAAAGAUAAGUAUCUAUUGCAUAUCAGGGUUUUCGAUAAUGGAAGCCCACCAUUGUACUCCGAUGCCUACGUUCUCGUGAAGAUCAUCGAGGAGUCGCAGUAUCCACCUGUGAUAACUUUACUCGAAAUUACCAUUAACUCAUACAUGGAUGAGUAUCUUGGAGGCAUUAUUGGCAAAGUUCAUGCCUCGGAUAAAGAUCCAUACGACACUCUACUUUACAGUCUUGUGCCGACAUCACCAAAUAGACCAAAUACUGACUUCUUUCAAAUAGAUAAAUUAGACGGUACGCUGGUGGCAUUACCACGACUCGAUAUUGGCGAGUAUCGCGUGAAUGUCAGCGUGACAGACGGCAAAUUUACUUCAUACUCAAUCGUCAAAGUCAACGUCGACCUCAUCAGUGACAUUAUGUUAGAGAAUUCUGUUAUUGUGAGAUUCCGUGAAGUUAGUCCUGAAGAUUUCAUUCUUAAACAUCGCAAAGGAUUCAUAAGAACUGUGCGAAACGCCAUGAAUUGCAGGCUAAAAGAUAUUAUCAUUUUGAGUGUACAACCUUCUACCGACUCGGAAACAAACGUCAUCAAAUCUCGAGCAAUCAGACAAACGGUCGUUCACAAUGAUCUGGAUAUACUUUUCGCCGUGAAAAGAUCCAGCCCCAAUGAGUUUUAUAACUCCGACAACAUACGAGAGGCACUUAGUCAUCAUAUUAAGGAACUGGAAGCCUCUACGAAACUCGUUAUCGAAGAUAUCGUGCGUUACAAGUGUAGUAAAGGCUAUUGUGUCUACGGCGAAUGUCACGACAAAGUCAUUCUCGACUCGCAGCAGAUCAGUCCUAUCGCUACUGAUGUAGUCAGCUUUGUUUCACCAAGACAUCGACAUCGCACCGAAUGCACUUGCAAGGAAGGUUAUGAUGGUUCACAUUGUGAAGUUGUUGUUAAUGAAUGCGCGAGAAAUCCAUGUCCAGGUUUCAAGGUGUGUGUGCCCGAUUCAUCAGUAACAGGCUAUACCUGCCAAUGUCAUGAGGGUUUUGCUGGUCAGACCUGCGAUAUUGAUAUCUCAAAGUGUCACGAUGAAUCGUGUUACAUUCCACGCAAUCCAAUAUCGUUUAGUGGCAAGAGUUAUGCACGCUACAAGAUCGAAAAAUUUCUCGUUCGUGAAAUCAUUGAGAACCAAUUAAAUCUAUCACUCCGUAUUCGUAGUGUACAACCAACUGGUAGCCUAAUGUAUGCAGCUGGCACAAUUGAUUAUAACGUUCUUGAAAUCGUGAACGGUGCCGUGCAAUACCGAUUCGAUCUAGGUAGUGGCGAAGGACUAGUUCGCGUGAAUAGCUUCUACAUCAGUGACGGCCAAUGGCACGAGAUUAAACUAGAACGCGAAGGAAACAAUGUAAUACUCACCGUUGAUAGCAAACAUUUAGCUCAAGGUUCUGCACCUGGUAUCACCGAGAUCUUGAACUUACAACCCAAAGAGUUAUACCUUGGCGCUGAAGUUCGUUCGCACCCAUCAAUCUUGGGUUUCGAGGAUGUGCAACGAGGUUUCGUUGGCUGCAUGGAUGACGUGCGCAUCGCUAAGGUUUCAGUGCCACUACAUAUGAGUGGUUCGAGUAACAGCGUUGUCAUUCUGAAGCGAUUUGCUAAUGUCGAAUUCAGCUGCGAACCUAGCACUGUUCUCGUAUCGCAAGGUGUUUGCGGAUCACAACCUUGUCAAAACGGUGGUACGUGCUCGGAAAGUAAAACCGAAGAGGGUGGAUAUGAGUGCCAGUGUCACAAUCGAUUUAGAGGGGCCAAUUGUGAGAUUGAUACAGAUCCAUGCGCAUCGUCGCCAUGUCUUUACGGAGGUCGGUGUAGAGUAUUGCACGAGAUCGGUGAUUUUGCGUGCGAGUGCAUUGGUACGAGUCUCAGUGGAAAACGUUGUGAAUUCGGCAGAUAUUGCAGUCCAAAUCCUUGCUUGCACGGUGGUAUCUGCGAGGAGGGCAACACUGAUCCAAUCUGUAAAUGUCAAGGGUUCACUGGUGAACACUGUGAGCUCGAUGUUAACGAAUGUGAGAAGAAUCCAUGCUCUAACGGUGGGACCUGUUUGAACGAACUUGGCUCAUAUCGCUGCGUUUGUCCACCAUCAGUGACAGGCUUGAAUUGUGGCAAUCCUGCCGGCUACGCAACCGGCUUACAUAUCUCCAACCACAUAAUCACGUGGGAACAGUUAAUAUGGAUUGGCUUGGCAAUGUUGGUCAACAUUUUCCUAGUCAUUUUUUUCAUCACCUGUCGACGCAUUCGUAGCAAGCGCACGCGAACUCGCGCCAACAACAUCAACAAUGAGACGCGUAAACAAAUUGUUUUGAACUCGGCUCGUCCUAAUGAGCACGAAUUCAAACGUAGCUCGAAACUUAGCAAUUUAGAAGUGGUGCAGAGAGAAUGUCCUCCCCAAUGUCCACCCCGUCCUGCCUCUUAUACCCCGUCAUCUAAUAACGAGCAAGUGCUACUUAGCUCGGCUGCUGCGGUAGCACUUAAUAAUCUUGAUACGCUUAGGAGUUAUGGUAGUGCCGGUGACGAAUUAGAAAACUUCCCACCGGAUUACUUACGGAAUUUGAAUAGGAAUACCGUACUUACGCAACCGCCCAAUCCUACUAUUGAUCUACCAGCGAUUGAAAAAGCAAGCUGGCAAGAACAAAUGCAGCUCGCUUCGUUCAUCAGCGAUGCUACCAAAAUUAAGAAUGACCUGAAACGAGCCGGCCCAGUGGUACCAGAAUCGACCACUGGAGGACUUCUACUGAAUUCAAUAAGAAAAGUACCAACCUCAGUUGGUGGGACUUCCAUAGCAUCGCUUUCAUCGAUGGAAGACGAUCCCCGCAUUGUUGGUGGUUAUCACUGGGAUUGCUCAGACUGGGUGAGACCAAGUCAAAAUCCAUUGCCAAAUAUUACGGAGGUGCCAGGUAGCGAAGUACCCGAUUCUUCCAGUUUCCAUAGUAAUGAGAGUAAUGAGUCAAACACUCAUCAGGUGUCCGCAAUGCCUCCAUUGCAUGGCCCGAUAGACCCAACACGCGACAUAGAAACUUUGAUCGAGGACCAAGAAUCAGAGUAUAUCGGUGAUUCAGAAUGUGGUACAGACUUAUCGGAGCGCUAUACGAGCAGCAAAGGAGGUUUGAAUCCAUUAGACAGUGGUAGUGAGGAAUACAAAUACAAAAGCUCCGAGAGUUACCUUCGUCAUCCAAACUCAUACCUGCCACAUUACAACAUCCAUACAGGCGACACGGAGCCCUUGAAUGGCAUCCUCGUGACUGACGAGGAGGACGACGACAACGUAGUGCCUUAUGGUUUUCCAAGCGCCAGGCGCAACCGCAAGCGGCUCGAUGACUCGACCAACGUCAUUACUAGCCUCGAGGAGAGAAAUUCAUUGCUGGGUCCAGGUAUUAGUAAUAGCGAUCUGUCGACCAAUCUCUGCGAGAUCGAUGACUCGGAAUUUGAGAUCACCCAGCAAAAGAGUAACGAAAGGACGUGGCUAAGUGGUGGCGUCACUCAGACUUCGGUCUGACCGGCACUGAGUUGUCUAGUUUUCUCAUUGUAUAUAGUAGACAAACUUGUAAUCGUAUAACGGUAAUCUGUACAGGCAGCUAAUGGACCUUCGUCUUUCUUCUUGUCUUUUAGUACUUAAUUUUUUUUUACGAAGAAUGUACGCCAAAAAGAAAAAAAAUAAAAAAAGAAUUUUAUCUUUCUUUUCUUUUACCGCGAAGGAUAAAUUUUUAUUUGUGUGAGUGAGCGAGAGAGAGAGAGAGAGAGAGAGAGAGAGAGAGAGAGAGAGAGAAGCAUGUGACUAGAUUAUAUUUAUUUAUCGAAAUUUAAAACCAUGUGCAACGAAAUAUCAAUCUUAUUUUCUUUUUUAGAGCUUUUACGUAUGAUAUUAUUUUGCACCAAAAAAUUUCCACAGAAAAUAGGCACGCGUAAAAAAUAUAGUUGGACCAUGCGAAUUGUAUCUCAUUUAUGAAAUAUAAUUAAGUUACAGGCAUUAGUUUCUUAGAGUUAAUAAAAUAGCGAAUGAGAAGCGAAAAUGAAACAAAAAUGAAUUAUUUUUACUGUGAUGAUAAUAAUGUUUGUACGUCAAUGAUCAAAUAACUACAACUACAAUUGUACAAUAACGAUGAUAAAUGGUGAAUAAUCGACUGUACGUAAAUUCAAGCAAAUGUCAAGUAUGAUUAAACAAAAUGCAUCAUUCUUGUUCAUCAUAAUUUCACUCGUUAUGAUAAUUGUUUGUAAUGAUCCAAUUUUGUGACUCUAAAUAUCUAUUGCCUUAUAUCUAAGAUAUGUUUCAAAGUAUGGAAAAUCAGGUGCUGUAGUAUUUUUUUCUAUGGAAAAUCUGAGCGAGUUUCCAUCUUUUAAUCUCUUUACAAGACUGGCUAUGCACUUUUUCUAGAAACUUGUGCAAUGCACUUGAUAGCAUUUCUUAUAUACUACAACUGUCAAUUUAUUUUCAUCUUUCUUUUGCAUUGAUUAUGUAUGCGUUACAUAGAGCUUCUGUAUUUAUUACUGUAUGUUUUCACCUUUUAUAUGCCAUAGAAGUAAUUUUAAGUGAGGAACGUGUAAUAUAAAGUGAAAUGAGCGAAGAAUUACUUUGACUCGGUUUGCAUUCCAUUCCGCCUUAAAAGUAUUUAAAACCGUAGACGUUCGGUAUGAUUUCUUUUUUAUUUACUAUUUUUCAGUCUAUGAUUAUCAUCAGAAGCAACUUUAUUGGUAAAUAACAAGUAUAAAAUAGAAUUAUAUGAAACAAUUUUUAUAUACUGAUUAUCUGAAAGCGUGGUGUAGUGCGUAAAGCGAAGCGAGACUAAAAAGUCAAUCGAACGUUUCUUAUGUUCCUGCGUUAUUGCCCUACAGUGCACUGCUAAAUACCGAAAAGUUUUUAUACACUCAAUGUAUUAAAAUAAUGUUGAUAUUCGGUGUUGCCGGUGCACAUUCAAAAAAGGCGCAAAACAGGGUGAUUUAUAUAAUAUUUGCGUUGUUCGAUGCGUGAAAUGUAUAUUGUAUAGUUGAGAAAGAAUGAUAACAUGUGUAAAAUAAUAAGAGAAAACUAAAAAAUAUCACGAGUAUUCUGACAAUUCUAUUCAUUUAAGAACUUCCUCUAAUUAUUAAAGGUAGCUAAUCCUUUUUGCAUGGAAACAAUGACGUAAUAUUGAAUAAUAAUCUUUCGACUCAAACAGGUUUUUAAGAAUAUUUUAAGUACGUAAACCAAUCAAAGUUACUCCGGAAAGACAAAUUAUUUGAUUCAUCAGUUAACAAUUUUUUCAACAGAAGAUAUUUAAGUAACAUGCAGUUAUUAAAAAUGGUUAAAAAUUAACUGAGGGAAUUCAUAAACGAAAUCCACAGCAUAGUAUGAAAUGAGAAUAUAUCCUUUGCAAACAAAAAAAAAUGACCAGAAUUGUUGUUAAAUUAUUCAUUUGUAAAGAACAAGCUGUUGCAAUAAACAAAUUUAUAUUCGCACGUUGAUUUUCACAUUUUUAUAACAAAAGGUCACAAUUUCACCAUCACCAUCGGUACACAACGGUAUCAGAUACUUAUUAUUACUAUUAGUGAUCAAAACUUUGAAAUAUAUACAUACGCAAGAUCGUUGUUUUAUGUAUCAUAUAUCAUCAAUUCAUAAAUAAAUUAUAUACGACACUGAA
This is a messenger RNA of Phymastichus coffea, 16597 nucleotides long. It is a transcript of the gene kug, whose product is annotated as fat-like cadherin-related tumor suppressor homolog. Gene Ontology annotation, molecular function: calcium ion binding. NCBI's taxonomy places the organism in Eukaryota, Metazoa, Arthropoda, Insecta, Hymenoptera, Eulophidae. Gene Ontology annotation, cellular component: plasma membrane. The record is from RefSeq and is a predicted model, not a curated record. Gene Ontology annotation, biological process: homophilic cell-cell adhesion. The coding region runs from base 85 to 14478 and encodes 4797 amino acids. The transcript is spliced from 26 exons.